UGUGGAUAAUUUUGACAGUGACAGUUCUUGUUCUUACUUAACCUCUCACGUGAAACUUCAUACAAGAAUAUUUUUUAAAAUCACUUAAAAAACGAAAUUGAAAUGAUAAAUUACGAGUUGCUGUUAUUAUUACGCGUCAUGCCAAAGCCUGAAACUAAACAAGUUCUUCAUAGAGUUGCGGAACAAAUAUUUGAUAAAGGAGGUAUAAUAAGAAAACUAGAGAAUUUGGGAACGAGAAGAAUGCCAUAUAAAACUAGUUCUCAUGGCAUAGUGCAUCAUCAAGCGAGUUAUUUUCUUUUGGAAUUUAAUGCUCCACCUAGUUCUCUACAUGGACUGGCAGAUGAAUAUGUUAGAGAUGUAGACAUUAUCAGAAAAAGAAUAUAUAAACAAGUAGAACGUGAACCCUUUGAAUGCACUUUACAUGAUGAAAUGCAACCAGCUCCUUACAGAAAAGAUGUGCAAGACUUAAUUGCAACAACCAAAAAAUCCACCAAGCCUAGAUUUAGUUAUAACUCGGGCUUGGAUUAUUACCCAUUUGGAAAAUAGACUAUUUUACUUCAUAUUAUUUGUAGUGUAGAUUUAAUAAAGUAAAUAUAAGAAAUUA
Molecule: messenger RNA, 604 nt
Organism: Sitophilus oryzae (rice weevil)
Lineage: Eukaryota; Metazoa; Arthropoda; Insecta; Coleoptera; Curculionidae
Gene: mRpS6
Product: probable 28S ribosomal protein S6, mitochondrial
Exons: 3
Coding region: 103-546 (147 amino acids)
Biological process (GO): translation
Cellular component (GO): ribosome; mitochondrial small ribosomal subunit
Molecular function (GO): structural constituent of ribosome; small ribosomal subunit rRNA binding
Source: RefSeq, a predicted model, not a curated record